AUGGUGAAGGCUACAAUACUUAGUAUUCUCGCGCUAUCCGCUGCCUGUGUAUCGGCCGAUACGCCGUACACUGGCGGUGAUACGUCUGGCUGUGGCAAGAGUCACUUAUUCACCGGGAUUCCUCAAACCCGCGAUGUUCAAUCGGGCAGCGAUAACCGUAGCUAUUGGAUCCAUGUACCCUCAAGCUACGAUGAGAAUAAUCAGUAUCCAACUAUCCUAGGCUUUCAUGGCUCCAGCAGCGUUGGCCUCUUCUUCGAGGCAGACACCGGUUUCGAUUCUGAGCAAUUUACAAGCGACAAGAUCAUGGUGUAUCCAAAUGGGCUAGGCGAUGCUUGGGCUGGAGCCAACUAUUCUGAAGCAACAGUCGAACAAGACCUGCAAUUUGUUUGGGACAUGCUGGCCGACUUGAGACAGAAUUUCUGUAUUGACAGUGCUCGAAUCUAUGCUACUGGCUUGUCCAUCGGCGGAGGCUUCGUAGACACUAUUGCCUGCAAUGCUACUGUCGGUGGCGAGUUUGCUGCUUUUGCGCCUGGGUCUGGCUCCUUCUACACCAAUAACGACGCAAAUUAUCUCGACUGUCAGCCGGCCCGCGUGCCUGUGCCAAUCCUCGAGAUCCACGGAGGCGCGGACACUGAUGUAAAAUAUGAUGGUGGUGAGGGCGAAGGUGGCAUCGAGCCAUCCAUUCCCAACUGGCUUAGCCGGUGGGCUGAGAGGAACCAAUGUGAUGCGCAAUAUCAGCAAGAGGAUUUGUUUGACAACGAUGUGCAUCACCUCACCUGGACUUGCAAUGGCCAAGACGCUGUUAUGGAGCAUUACAAGACCGAUGACCAGAAGCAUGACUGGGCCUCGCCUGAUAUCAACUUUUCUCAAAUAGCUGCUGGCGACUUGCCAACCCACAUCUCGGCUACAACUCUUGUCACGAACUUUUUCAUGAGAUUUACCCGCCCUGCAGCUUAG
Messenger RNA from Trichoderma aggressivum f. europaeum, 957 nucleotides. Its product is annotated as CAZyme family CE1. Gene Ontology annotation, molecular function: feruloyl esterase activity. The transcript is spliced from 3 exons. The record is from RefSeq and is a predicted model, not a curated record. Bases 1 to 957 code for a protein of 318 amino acids. Lineage: Eukaryota; Fungi; Ascomycota; Sordariomycetes; Hypocreales; Hypocreaceae.